AUGCACGACCACGACCCAACCGAAGACCUGGGAGUCACCUGUCCCUCCGGUACCAACUUUUACAUCUGCAAAAGCGAUCCCAGUCAAUUCAUCGGAUGCUGUGCCAUCAACCCCUGCAGUACCCGAAAGGGUCUCUGUCCAGACCAACAUCUCAAACCGGCCACUUUCGACAAAGCAUACGAGGAGUAUAUCCUGCCUCAGGCUUGUAUCAACGACAAUGUCGAUGUUGCGUGGCAUGCUUGUUCCUGGUCGACAUCUUCGUUCAUGGGAUGUUGUGCUGUGGAUCCUUGCAAUGGCGGAUGUCCUGCGAGGCAGUUGAGAGCGGCGAAGUUGAGCGAUGAUGCCAAGAAUGCCGAGUGUUUCCUUGGUGGGGAGUACGGGUAUGAACCGAAGCCGAGUUAUACGUCAAGUAGUAGUCUGGAUCCCACUACAAGCACGAGUGCCUGCUCGACUACGACAUUUUCGACUACGAUAGUUUCAACUACCGCCUCUAGCUUCACGACGUCAAUCGUGACUACAUCAGCUUCUAGUACCUCGAUGUCAUCAAGCCCCAAACCUACAUCUGCACCGCCGAAGGACAGAGGCGGUCCAGAACUCAGGUACUGCUGGAUUUUGCUCUUGCUCGUCUUGCCCAUUCUUUACUGUGCACGACGGGCAUCCAUAAAACGGUCGAAACUCCGCGAGACCAAGAGAGACAUUAAUAACAGCGACAGGUUUUGGCAAUCGUCGGAUAAUGAGUCGGUAGAAAGGACGGCUAUUCCACAGACAAACCCCUCAAUCAACAAGCGCGACAAUCGUCCUCUUCCACUCAAGCGAGGCCUGUCAUAUCAUCCCCAACUAGAUGUCCAGACCGGGGACGGGCGAACAGCCAACCAGAAAGAAUUCCCACAGCCAGAUUCAGAUUCCUUGUUGAAAAGGGAUAAGAGUCUUCCUACUUUGGAGGAGAUGCUCCUCGAAAAAGGCAAAAGUUGUUCACCUAAGGAAGAGUCAAUAGUUCCUUCCCGGCAACACCAGCAACCUGUCAACAAAGGCAUGAACAGUACCUAUCCCUCUUUCAAAGGGGACGUUCCUGCCUCUAUCAACCCGAAAUUCGGCGGUCGAGAUACAGAGUACACAGACAGCCCCAGUCCCGAAGAGCCAACAGGUCCUCGUAUCCUCAUAGUUACGAACCCAGAUCCCCCAGAAGAAUCAUCUGGAGCAUCUACGCUACCCAGAAGUACCCGAGUUCCAAGUCGAGGACGAACCAAGAAGCGUCAGAGACCUCAGAUUCUUCGGAAAUCCCUAUCCCCCUUGUCCGAGGAAAGUGUGGGUUGGGAGAAUGGAAGUCGAUGA
This is a messenger RNA of Fusarium coffeatum, 1332 nucleotides long. RefSeq lists its product as uncharacterized. The record is from RefSeq and is a predicted model, not a curated record. The transcript has a single exon. The coding region runs from base 1 to 1332 and encodes 443 amino acids. Lineage: Eukaryota; Fungi; Ascomycota; Sordariomycetes; Hypocreales; Nectriaceae.